GGUUCACUGGCGAAAAGGAUGAAGCAUUUAUUGUUUUCAAAGCGAGAGGAAAUGCGGCUGUGAAUAUGGGCGACUGGAAUUUGCUAGGAAGCAUUUUAGAAGAGGUACACGUUCACUCGACCAUCCUUGGGAAGAUCUGGCUGACGAUCCUUUUCAUUUUCAGGAUGUUGGUCCUUGGAGUGGCUGCUGAAGAUGUUUGGGAUGACGAACAAGCUGAAUUCAUCUGCAACACAGAGCAACCAGGCUGCAGGAACGUCUGCUACGACAAGGCCUUCCCCGUUUCUCUCAUUAGGUACUGGGUCUUACAGAUCAUCUUCGUCUCCUCGCCGUCCUUGGUUUAUAUGGGACACGCACUCUACCGCCUGAGAGCACUGGAGAAAGAAAGACAGCGGAAGAAAGCCCACCUUCGAGCCGAACUGGAAGAAAUGGAGCCGGAGAUGGAACAGCACAGGAGGCUGGAAAAAGAAUUGAGGAAGCUGGAAGAGCAGCGCAAAGUAAAUAAGGCACCUCUCCAAGGUUCACUGUUACGAACUUAUGUCUUCCAGAUCCUGACCAGAUUGGUGAUGGAGAUUGGUUUUAUGAUGGGCCAGUAUCUCCUGUACGGAUUUCGACUUGAUCCUCUCUACAAGUGUCUCCGAUCGCCCUGUCCCAAUAUCGUGGAUUGCUUCGUUUCCAGGCCAACAGAAAAGACUAUUUUCAUCGUCUUCAUGCUCAGUAUAGCUGCCUUUUCCUUGCUUUUGAAUAUACUUGAAAUCGUUCACCUAGGAAUCAGAAAAGUCAAACAGGCGCUUUACCUGGAGUCAGACCUAAGCAUGCACGAAUCGAAGAAGAACUCAGUUGUGCAGCAAGUUUGCAUUUUAGCAAAGUCCUCGUCUCAUAAACCUGACCCAAGCGCCCUCGGUGGUUAUAAGUUUUUACCAGAACAGCAGGGACAUCCUGGAAACAUCCCUAUUUUCUUGACUCCGAUGUCUCUUAGCAUGAUUAAAGGACCAAUUGAGCGGGCUGGAAGAGAAAAUUCAAUGGAUCAAUAUCAACAAGACCAAGAGCAACGCACUAGACAGCAUGAUGAUGAGCAUUUUGAUGAGCAAUCGAGUCAAAUGAGGCACACUCAUCACACAUUACAAACUCAGAAUCUCUCAUCCAGUGGUGAUUGUGCCUACAAAACAUCUCAACAAUAUGGCAUUGCUUCAAAAACCAACCAUAAUAUUGAUAAUGCAUCGGAACAAACUAAGCCACCAACGUACCCAUCAUGUCAAAUGGAAAACUCAGUCCCCUUUCUUAAUAAAAUUCGCAAACAGAGCCAAGUCAGUUAUUACAAAGACUAUUUGGAAGAUCAUACUAAUAUUCAAGAUUCCACUGUCAGAAAGGUCAGCUGCACUGGGUCUAAAUCAAAAAUGGUAUUGGAAAGCACAUUGGCCAGCCAACCCGAAAGUCCAGAUUCCACAAAUGUCUCUAGUUCUGAGUCAAAACAUAAAGAAGAGAGUCCACCUGUUAGUCCUCCUCCACCAAGUCGCAAAAUGUCAAUGAGCAUGCUUCUGGAAAUUUCUUCCAUCAUGAAAAAAUGAGGACAUGAUUCAACCCAUAAAAAUGUUGAAAUUUAUGACUGCAUUAAACACCUUCAGAAGAUGAAGCUCCACAGUGAAGCAACAGAAAAGGCAAUUUCCUAAAUCCCAAAUAUCAAGAUAUAAAAGCUUUUAUGAAAAUUUAUUCAUUCAAUAUUGCUUAGCUUUUAAUCUGUGAAAUAUUUAAUAAGAUCCACACCACUUGCUUGCCUUUAACUUACUGCACAUUCAAACAAUCUGUAAGGCUAUGUAAUGAUGCAAGUUGCAAAUUGCUUGAUGUACUUCAUCUGAAGAAACCUCGAAAUAAAAGUGGCAAAUCUAAUCAGACCUUUUUUGUGUGUGUAAUCAGCCAACAUUUCAAUAAUUACAAGUGAAAUUUCCUGUUCAUGACAUUUGUAUUAUUCAAAACAUAAACUCAGAAUAAACAAAUCUCAUUGUAACAAAAAAAAAUCUGAAUCAAUUUGAAAGAAACUACUAACACUUACAGCAAAUUUCCAAUUCAAAUAUUAUUCAGGGGAACAUUUUCACGAUUGUCCCUGUUUUGAGACAGAUCAGUGAGAUUUCAAGUUGAAACACACUUCCAGGAAACCGCUGACUAUGAAGAAAUGAAAUCCAUCUAUACUGCAGCGAUUAAAGAUCCACAGCAACACUUCAAAAGAAACUGCACUUUACUAAAGGAGGCACAACUAAAUACGUUGUGCAGUAGCAGACCACAUAACUUCCAGCAGAGCUCCACGAUGCAAGAAGGCAAUCAGUCAAGAAACACAGAGGAAAUAUGUAUUGUGAUCCAUGUGGUGAAAUGAGU
This is a messenger RNA of Chiloscyllium plagiosum (whitespotted bambooshark), 2367 nucleotides long. RefSeq names its product gap junction protein alpha 10 b (gene gja10b). The record is from RefSeq and is a predicted model, not a curated record. Gene Ontology annotation, biological process: cell-cell signaling. Gene Ontology annotation, cellular component: connexin complex. Gene Ontology annotation, molecular function: gap junction channel activity. NCBI's taxonomy places the organism in Eukaryota, Metazoa, Chordata, Chondrichthyes, Orectolobiformes, Hemiscylliidae.